AUGGGCAACAAAAGUUCAGUCGAGGAUGAGAAAUACGAGGAUUUCUACGGUGGCAACAAGAACAAGCGUGGUUUCAAGAAUGUAAUCGAGUAUGAAAGACUAAAGCUUAAUAUGACCAAUAAGAUUCCUAAUGCUGUGAAGAACUCUGAGAUGAUUUUCGGUCAAGUCUUUAAAGAUGAAGACCAAGUCAAACUUCCUAAUCAAAAUAUGAGAAAAACUAAAGGCAAGAAAGCAUGCUUUAAGAAGUUUGAUAAGCUUGGACUCAGCCUGAGAUGAAGUACCAAAGCAUGCCUGAACUUUCAAUGAUGCUCAUGUUUCUUGAUUCAUCGGUUGGUGAGUAAGAAGAAGAGAAGAGUGGAGAUACUAACUUCUAAGGUGGACUUCAACUUUGAUAUGUCUUAUAUUACUAGUAGGAUUAUUGCUAUGGCAUAUCCUGAGAAUGCUAAGACAAACUUUUGGAGAAACCAUCGGCCUAAAAUCGUAGAAUUUUUUAAAAAGAAACAUAAUGGAAAGGUGAAAAUCUAUAACCUCUGUAUUGAGAAGGGCUUCAGGAUUGAUGAUGGAUACCAGAAAGACUUUGAAUGCAAUGCAUAUGAGGACUUCAGGUCGAAAGAUGUGACUAGCUGUCUCUGCGAAUUUCCAUGUCUCGACCAUGAGCCUCACAAAUUUAGCUCUAUGUUUGAAUUUGAUAUUGAUGCUUCACUUUAUCUAUCAACAAGUCCUAGUAACAACAAUGCUAUUGCUGUUCAUUGAAAGGCUGGGAAGGGAAGAACUGGGGUAAUGAUAUGUUCAUUGCUAGUCUUCCUAGGAUUUGAUCCUUCUCUCCAUGACCCAGAUUAUCCUUUUGACAAGGGCGAUUCAAAAUAACUAUGAUGAUCAUGAUGAAAUUUCCCUAAAAUAUUCAAUGAGUGACAAGGAUCAUCCUGGAAAGGUCACAAAAGCCGAGCUUGAUCGGCUAAGGAUCAGCCCAGCUGACAUAAACAAUGUAAUCCUGAAAAAAUACAACGACAAUCUAGAGUAUCUUCUUGAUUUUUGUAAUGAGAUUAUGGAUUUUUAUGCAAGGAAAAGAACCAAGAAUGGUAAAGGGAUCACUAUUCAGAGUCAAAUCAGAUUCCUCAGGCUCUACACAUUAUACCUCUUCAACAAGUUUUCUUUACAGCCUUAUUGGGAUAUAAGACAUGAAGCUAAAAUUGAUGCAAACCAUACUUCACAAAAGGAGAUUUCUACUUUGAGAAGAAAGACUAGUUCUGAAAGUAAACAGCUUGAAAAGUUUGGUUCUCAUCUCCAAGUCCCUGGUGUUGAUGAAGAAGAGGAAGAGAAGAAGCUAAUAGAUGACUCUCAUAACGAGAUAAGCUAUAGCUCAAGAUAUGCAGAUAGUCAAGAAAAUAAUAAAGUAAAAAUAGAAGACCCACCUUACAACUUUCAUAAAGCUGUGUUUUCCAAGCUUGAGAUGUACAGUUUGGAAGAUAUUGUUAAAACGUCCAAGAACCUGCCAUUGCUGGCUCCACUAAAGAUCAGGAAUCUGCCACAUGAAGAUUUCUCUGGCAUAAAGAUCAAGCUCUACAAGAUCACCUGUGUAGGGUACAAGAACCCUAAGAGCAUCAAGGUGAAGCUUGUUCAUGAGAAGAGCUAUAACUUGAACGCUACUGCGGUUCCAAAGGACUCCAAGAAGAAGAAACAUGGCUACCACAAUCCAGAAGAAGUCGAUGAUGAGGAACAUGUUGAAGAAGAUGCAAGCUCGUGGACUUUUGGUGCCUCAGGAAAUAGCUCAACCUUUGUUCCCAAAAAUAAUCCAGAUUUGGGCGGAGAUUUUGAAGUCAAUAUCCAAAUUGGUAAACAAAAACUUUCAGCAUGGUUUAAUGUUCCCUUUCUUAUACAAAUUGCUCACUUAAUCGAAAAAUGUGACAAAUCUGAUGCUGAAGAAAACUGUCUUGGAGAUCACUUUGUAAAGCCUAUCAGUACCGCCCUCCAAAAUACCCGUAGCACUAGAAAAUCCUUGAAAGAAAAUAAGAACACAACCCGUAAUAGUAAAUACGAGUCUAAAACAGUGACUUCCGCUAACACUUGCACUAAUUGCUGGAUUAACUACUGUCACUACCAAUUUCUGCACGUAGAAAAAUGCUCUAUCCUGAAUGACCCACUAGACAUUAAUUCUUGGGAGAAGAAGGUACAUAAGCUAGAAGAGGAAGAGGAGAAAUGCUUUGAGCAGAUAGACAACAACAUCGAUACAGUUGUUAGUUCUCUCAACUGUAGUGACAAGAGCGACAAUAACUACCUAUUCAGCAGCUAUUUAGGUUCAAUGAACCAGAAGAAAAACAUCCUUCUAAAUAAGAUAGACACCGUCAUCAGUGCUUAUGACUCAGAAAGGCAUAAGACGAAGUAUGAGGUGUGGCUAAACAACGGGGAUUUUAGUAAACAGAAGCACUCUAACUCACAAAGAGUUAAGCUAUAUUUCAUGAAAGUUUAA
This is a messenger RNA of Moneuplotes crassus, 2467 nucleotides long. The record is from the annotation of a GenBank genome assembly. Lineage: Eukaryota; Ciliophora; Spirotrichea; Euplotida; Euplotidae.